AUGCCCCAAGAUGACACGCGAAAGGAACACGCCCACCGCGUCCAGAUCCUACAUGGUACACAGCGCGACAAAUCACAAGAGAACACAUUCGUGCGACGUGGAAUGGAAAUCUUAAGGGACAAAGAACUCAUCGAACUCAUCAAUCUCAUCAUCCAUCAUGGCUGUGCUCCAGAUGCGCCAGUCAGUCUCGUCUAUUCCAGGACCCAACUGAUCUGCUAUCCAGGCCUGCCUGCCCUGUCGAUGAUGCAACCGGCGCCUCCACUCUGGUUGCCUCAGCUGCUGUUGUGCGUAGGUAAUGAUGACCUCCUUCUUCAUGCUGCGCUGCUGCGGUCAUCUCUUCGUGUUACUACGCCACCACCCACCACCCAUCAAUAUUCGCGUCAACCCAAGCAACUCUUCUUCAUCAUCUCGCCUAAGCCGGCCAUCUGCCCAGUGCCGUCGCAAGAAUCCAGCCUUCAAGCGCAUACCAAGCCCACCCUCCCCUUCGGCCAGCACGAGCACGAAAUUGUCCAACGACUAGCCGCCUAAACCUAAUCCUUUGGGAAGGACUCAUGAAGCGAUGGACAUCCACGGUCCGUCUAAUUUAAUACGAUCAUACUAAUCCAAGACCAGUUAAGCGUCAGGUACAGCUCGACCUCACUCGAUGCGGAUUGGCUGCGCAGCGUUUGCAACAUCAGAGUUUUAAAAUGAGAGCUCUUGCUGGUCGUGUUGCGUUACGAGUUUCGAUUGUUCAUCGGCUGUAUGCUAUUGAGGUAUGUAUGUGCUGCUUUGCCGGGGUGAGUGGUGAAACGUGUGAUUGCCGAGACACCGGCUUUCUUGCUAGUCUACGACGUGUGCCGUUUGGAAAGAGGUG
Messenger RNA from Pseudovirgaria hyperparasitica, 853 nucleotides. RefSeq lists its product as uncharacterized. The coding region runs from base 1 to 528 and encodes 175 amino acids. The transcript is spliced from 2 exons. Lineage: Eukaryota; Fungi; Ascomycota; Dothideomycetes; Acrospermales; Acrospermaceae. The record is from RefSeq and is a predicted model, not a curated record.